UUGUACGUCAAGCACUAAUGCAGAAUCAGACGCCGGAGAUCCAAGCUAAACUCCUUGCCAUGCAGAAACACAUGGUGCAACAAAAACAAGAUGAUGUGAAAAGUCUCAUUCCAGCAGCUACCCUUGUGUCACAGGUUGGUAGACAGGAAGUAGUGAGAACUGUAGAGAGUCAGGAAUCUAAGCUGGCCAAACAAAAACCACCUGCUAUACUGACUCCUGAACAGAAAGAGACCCAUACAAGGGUAUCAAUAUGUAACCAGGUAUUGAAGGGAAUUCUUGAUAAGAUAGAAAGAGAGGAAAGAAAGGAGCAGAAACUCCAGAAGAAGGCAGAAUCUGCUGAGGAGAAGCAAAAACGUCUUGCAGCUACCAAGAUACAACAAACACUGUACAAACACAAAGAAGCCUUAAAGAAAGAAAUUCAGAGAAAAAGAACUCUAAAUGAAAGGAAUAUGCAGCUAGAUAUACAGGCUGAGAUUCAAGAGGCAGUGAAGUCACAUGCUACCAGUAGAAAGAAAGCAGUACCAGUGAGGCAGACUGUGGUACCAGCUGCUAUGAUUUUACAGAAACGACAGGAGGAAAAUAUAAGACAACAGAAUACACUGCCACCUAUGCCUCCUUCAAGUGCCCAGGUCGCUGAAGCAGCCAGAGCUAAGAAAAAGAAACAGAAAAUUAUUUCUACAGGUGUGAAAGAAAAAAGUCUAAAUCCCAAACGUAAACUGUAUUGUAUCUGUAAAACUCCUUAUGAUGAAUCAAGAUUUUAUAUUGGUUGUGAUCUGUGUUCCAACUGGUUCCAUGGGGAAUGUGUGAAUAUUAGUGAAAGCGAGUCAAAAUAUAUAGACGCCUUUGUUUGUGAUGACUGUAAAAAACAACAAGAGACAGCCAUAGAGGAACUGUAUUGUCUCUGUAAAACACCGUAUGAUGAAUCUAGGUUU
Molecule: messenger RNA, 932 nt
Organism: Ruditapes philippinarum (Manila clam)
Lineage: Eukaryota; Metazoa; Mollusca; Bivalvia; Venerida; Veneridae
Product: nucleosome-remodeling factor subunit NURF301-like
Biological process (GO): regulation of transcription by RNA polymerase II
Cellular component (GO): NURF complex
Molecular function (GO): RNA polymerase II cis-regulatory region sequence-specific DNA binding
Source: RefSeq, a predicted model, not a curated record